UUCUUUCUUUCUUUAUAUUUGGUUUGACCUUUGGAAUACGUGUUGAGGAUGCAAAUAAAUGCCUGCUUUAAAGGUCUGUAAUGAAAACCUAAUAAAUUACAAACAAGUGGCAUAAAUGCAUUAAUGAAUGAAUGAGUCCGUUGAAUGACGGGACCUGAACGUGUAACUAUGCAGCAGACACCAGUUUACAGACUGUCAUCCUCCCGUUCAGAAGGCUGCAGCUCGUUGAUUAAUGCAUUUUGAGGUUUAACGCCAGCUUGUAGCAGAGACUCCCGAUUGUGCUGCUCCCACUAUUUGGCAAGACACAAGUCUCAGCAGCAGAGAUACUUCUGCACCAAAUUUGCAUCAAUAGAUUUAAAUAUGCAACCAAAAUGUGUAAAACUAUGAAUCUGUUCUUUCACGUCCCAAUUCAUUCUUAGUUUUACAUUGGUAUACCUAAGAAAGCAAAACAACUUUCUCUGAAGGGAUUGGAGCCGGAACAUGAGCAUUGUUUCUUAAUCUACAAUAAAUAAUUGGGCUAAAUUGACUGAUCCCAGACUCUUGGCUGUAAUUAGUUCCAAAAUAAUGUAGGAAACUGUACUUGAACUCCUGAACUAAACUAAAGAAAUCAAAUAUAUCGGCCCUUCUCAGUAUUCCAGAUGGUUCUGGAACACCUAAAAUGCAUAAUAGUGACACUAAAAUGUCGUCUUUCUCAUCUUGACAAUAAUAAGUGUCAACAUGAGAGUGUGAAAGUGUGAAAGCAAAGGACAGCUUGAUGUUACUGCUCUGCAUAUUUCAGUCACAGCCGGACCCUGCAAGCAAGAAAAUAUUUCAAACAAAAAUCUCUGGUAUCUGUAGCUUACACGCAAUGUCAGUGUUCUGGUGGAGGUUGCAGAUUACAGAGGCCUCUGGCAUAUUUUGUUUGAUCAAGAUUUAUUCUUCCCGUAGACCAACUUUAUUUAUUUUUUUAAUUUAUUUUUGGGUGCCCCAGAAAAUACUGAUUAUCCAAAAGAUAAUUAUUACUUCUUCAUUCUUCUUUUUUUUAUACAUUGUAAACACAGAGGACGUCAGAUUGUGAACUAACCAGAAAUACUCUAAGAGUGUCAGCUCAGCCUCUUUAGCCACUCUUCCUUUUUUACAGCCGAUGACACAGACCAGAUGUGAAAACUCUGGUUUACUGUUGGAGCGUGUGGUGUGGGGUCUUUGCAGAGGAGCUGCUUUGCAGCAUCUGUCACUUGUGUUUGUGUGGCGGGGCCCCCGACUGGUAUUUUAUUGUCUGAGUGACCACACUAAAACAUAGGAAGUAAAUCCUCACGUUUAAACUAACAAUAUCAUGAAUGGUGUCUCUGGUAUUUUUCAAAAACCCGGCUGAGACCAAAAGGAACAAGCUUAAAUAAAAAUAUAAAACAAAAUAGAAUUUAAACAGAAUAAAGUAAAGAAGUUAAAUAAAUAAUUCAUUGUUAAUAAUAAUUUGUCUUUAAGGAAAAUGUUGUGCACAGGUUUAUGAAAGAAAUCAUUUACAGAAAUUGAUCAGUGCAUUUAAGGUUGAAAGAUGAUCAUCAGAAAUGCCAAAAACUGAAGCUUUGAGUGGAGCAACACAUUUCAGGAUGAGAAACAGUGGGAAGAGACAAACAAAGCCUAGAAAUGAAAUAAAGACUUUUACAAAGACUUGUAUCCAAUUACCGUUAUUGUUACAUUAUCAUACCUUGUUCUCUAAUCUUAAUUUGUCUUGACAGCACCUUCUGGCCACAGUUUACAGAAGCAAAUAUAAUUCACAAUAAUAUUAGCGUUUGCUUUUCCAAGUGUCAAAAGAUGAUGCAACAGCCAAUAAACUCUGGGAGUGCAGGUUUAACUGGAUGUCUUCCCCUUGUCAACAACUGCAAAUCUGUUUUAUUCAGACGGGCAACUUGGUUUAUUAUUAUCAUGGCUUCACUAUUUUUUUAUUUAAAAUGAAAAGUAACUAUCCACGCAACGUUAGAUAAACUGUCUACAAUCCCUGUUCAAAUGGCCCACAAAUACCUACUUGAAAUGGUUGGAUGUUGCGGUUUCGGAGUCCUCGGCCAGCGGGUGGCAGCGCAGCUCCAUCACGCGGAAGGACCGCGGCCAUCGUGCGCCUCAGCAGCCCGUGUUGCCAUGUCCGUUUAGUAGGAUUCUCCAUCAGCGCAUCAUUUUCUUACUUACUAGAUCAUGUUUGAAUAGCGUAGUCAGCCCAUGUACCAAAACACACAACGAACCCUCAAAAACACAUCAUGUAUUCCGUGAUCCCUGACACAUGUCUCACACACACUUUAUUAUUGGUAUUCAUUUACAUAUGCGAUUAAUUAGUAUGUAACGUAUUCAUCUCGGGGCGUUUACACACGUAUUGUUCCAAAAGCAUAAGGGAGAGUCAAUGAGUGAGUGUCCGACACGGUGAGAGGACGCAUUUUGGAUCGUUUGGCUCUCCAUCUCCAUCUGGCAACCUGCGCGCAGCCUCCAGUCCGCGCGUCCGGACACCGUCUCCAAGACCGCUGUGCGCCGCGGAAAUGUUGAAAGGGCAUCAGCUGAGAGCUUUGGUGAACGAGCGGCUGAAAGCCGCCGCUGAGGAAAUAUUCCGCAUCUUCGAGACAACUAUCAAAGACUAUGAGGAGAUCAUUUUGCGGUCACAACAGGAGGUGGACCAGCAACAAAGCCGGCUGGCCGCGUGGGAAGGCUCCUUGCAGGAAGAGGCCCCUCCAUCUGAGCCGUGUCCCUUUGAGAAGAAGACCGACCUGUGUGAGGAUGACCAGGAGCCCCCGUGGAUUAAAGAGGAGCUGCAGGAGGAGGAGGAGCUGUGGACAGCUCAGCCCGGUGACAACCAGCAGGAGGAAGCUGAUACAAAACACUCCAUGUUCAAUAUCAUUUACAUGCAAAGGCAGGAUGACGACGCACAACAGUUCCCACAUAAAAACCUAGAGGCUGCAAAGAAGGCAGACCAUCUGAACACCAGCUCACACCGACAGUUGAAAUCAGAACCCGAUAAAGAAGGCUGUGAUGCAUCAGAGGCAACCGGGGACUGUCAGAUGAGUGAAGUAAGUGACGAUGCAGGCAGAGUCUGUGGAGGAUUGGACUCCGGUGCAAUCGGGAAGAAACCCUGGCUAGGUGACGAGACCGCAGACAGGGCGCACACCUGCAGCGUCUGCAACAGGAAUUUCCGGAUUAAAUCCAUUCUCACUCGGCACAUGAAGACGCACACGGGAGAGAAACCUUACAGUUGCGGCGUUUGCGAUAAAAGCUUCAUCCAGCGCUCCUAUCUACUCACUCACAUGAAUUCUCACUCUGGAAAGAAACCGCACACGUGUAGUUUCUGUGGCAGAGGCUUCACACAAGUGGGAAACAUGAACGCCCACAUACGAAUCCACACGGGAGAGAAACCUCACAGCUGCACUGACUGUGGUAAACGUUUUAGGGAGAAAGCAGAUCUCAUCAAGCACACAAUAAUCCACACCGGUGAGAAACCUUACAUUUGCACGGUUUGCGAGAUGAAAUUCAGCGCUCAGUCCAAUUUAACGCGCCACACAAAGACUCAUUCAGGGGAGAGGCCGUAUGGUUGCCCCUCUUGUGGGAAGAAAUUCAUUCGUCGCUCCCAUUUACUUAUUCAUAUGAAGACUCAUGCAGGGGAGAGUCUCUAGACUGCAGGUGAUUAGAUGUGCUUUGUGGUAUUUAUUUAUUAAUAUCCCAUACAGCCAAGGAAUCAUAUUAAAAAGGAUAAUUGUAUAAAAUAAAAACAUUUUGUAAAGAUCCAUUACUUCCAGGAGGCGUGCUGCUAAUCAACAAUCAUAAAGAUGUACAUAAAUUAUAAAAAAGUGAUGAACUUGAUGAAGUUCUUGAAUGCAAUGGCACCGUUUUGAGAUUCGGCCGAGGAAGGGCAUCAGAUCCUUUGGAGGAAAUCCCCCUCCUGUCCUGAGAUAUUUACCUACAGAUCCGAGCUUUAAUGUUCACACAACCAGAGUCAACAUAUUGGCAGACACAACAUAUUGAGUAAAAACUCAUAAUCACAAUAUAUGUGUAUAUAUACAAUGAACGCUGCAUGUUUUUUCAUGUCUCAUGUCAUCUGUUGUUUGUUGAUUUCAAAAUCAUAUUUUAUCAUGUUGACUAUUGAGAUCAACUUAAUUGCUUGUUAUGGUACUUCAAACAUAAGGCUGCGUAUGAUUGUUGUAUGCUUAUGAAAUUGAUUGUAAUUAAAGGAGUUUGAUCAAU
Pungitius pungitius (ninespine stickleback) is the source of this 4194-nucleotide messenger RNA. Its product is annotated as zinc finger and SCAN domain-containing protein 2-like. Bases 2502 to 3626 code for a protein of 374 amino acids. The record is from RefSeq and is a predicted model, not a curated record. Gene Ontology annotation, biological process: regulation of transcription by RNA polymerase II. Gene Ontology annotation, molecular function: DNA-binding transcription repressor activity, RNA polymerase II-specific; RNA polymerase II cis-regulatory region sequence-specific DNA binding. NCBI's taxonomy places the organism in Eukaryota, Metazoa, Chordata, Actinopteri, Perciformes, Gasterosteidae. The transcript is spliced from 2 exons. Gene Ontology annotation, cellular component: nucleoplasm.